AUGACCGUCAAUCUAAAAUUAUUUGAAGGAUGUCUACAAUGCCAACUUACCGAACGUGCCAAGAAAGGUUUCGUUGUAACGAUGAUGGGUUUUUCACAUUCACUUCUACGGAGCAGUUGUUUCCAUACCGUGUGCUUCAACAGUCCGUUUGUUUAUCAUCCAAGUGUUAAGGGCUUGGAUGCUAGCCGUUCAUGGAUGUGCUACUGGGCAGUGCACAGCCUAAAUAUACUAGGCGUGUCUUUGCCACAUACUCAGAAAGCUGAAAUUGUUGCCUUCCUGAAAACAUGCCAGCACCCGGAUGGCGGUUUUGGAGGUGGGCCAGGUCAAUAUGCUCACUUAGCUCCGACAUAUGCAAGUGUAAUGGCGUUAGCUUCACUUCAAACCGAAGAAGCUCUAGCAGCAAUCAAUCUAGACUCUUUAUCACGUUUUCUACAUCGUAUGAAACAACCUGAUGGCUCGUUCACCAUGCACGAUGGCGGCGAAGCCGAUAUCCGUGGUACAUACUGUGCUCUUGCGGUUGCUGCUCUUUGUGGCAUCAUGACAGACAAGUUGAAGGAUGGUGCAGCGGAAUGGGUUAUAAAGUGUCAAACCUAUGAAGGAGGCUUUGGUGGUGAACCAUUGACCGAAGCACAUGGCGGUUAUGCUUUUUGUGGAGUAGCUAGUCUUGUAAUUCUUGAUAGGUAUCGUCUUGCCGAUUCCGAACUAUUGCUGCAAUGGCUUUCUAAAAGGCAGAUGCGAUUCGAAGGUGGAUUCCAGGGUCGUACCAACAAAUUGGUGGAUGGCUGUUAUAGUUUUUGGCAAGCCGCCAACUUCCCUCUCAUCGAUGGAGAGAUGGCUAGGCAGGGCCGCCUUCCCACUGAAGGCCUUUUUGAUGCCAGAAUGUUGGAAGAAUAUAUUCUGAUGUGCUGCCAAGACGAUGCGGGUGGUUUCCGCGACAAGCCUGACAAAUCACGAGAUCUCUACCAUACUUGUUAUGUUCUCAGCGGUCUUGCUAUUGCUCAGUCUUAUUCGGCCACACGCGAACCGGACGGAAUACUUGGAGGGAGUGAGAACGCUGUGGUGCCCAUCAAUCCGGUAUUCAACCUCACCACUUUGAGCGAACAAUUUGCUGUGAGUUUCUUCGGAGAAGGUCGCAGUUGA
Molecule: messenger RNA, 1140 nt
Organism: Haemonchus placei
Lineage: Eukaryota; Metazoa; Nematoda; Chromadorea; Rhabditida; Trichostrongylidae
Source: the annotation of a GenBank genome assembly